AUGCUCGACAUGGACAAGCUUCAACGCGGUCAAGCGGCAGGGGAUGUCUCGUGCUAUCUCGCAAGGCGGGUCUUUUUGGCACGCUCCGGUAACCCGCGCCCAGCUGCACCCAGUAGCGUGUAUCGAUUCACGCAACAGCACGCUGUCCACAUCUCCAAUGCACGGCUGUGGGCGAGCUCUUCCUUGUCCUCCGCGCUCGCCUCUACAACGGCUCAGUUGAGUGCUGCACAAGUCUCCCGCGCUGCUGCCCAAGCUGUCCGUCUCUGCAUCAAGGAAGGUGGCUUUGGGGACGCACUGUAUGUUGUCAACUCUGCCUGCCAUUCUGUUCUACGCGACCCUCUGCAGCCUCAAGAGGAUAAUGCACGCAACUCUCGAUUGCAGCCCAUUUCCUUCGGUCGCCCUGUCUCUCCUCGCCUCGCCGCCCACGCGUUUCUACAUGGUCUUAUCCGCGGAGGCUAUACGCGUAAGGCCAACGUCUAUGCCAAGCUCAUGAUUGAAGCCGGCAUUACCAUCCGUACUAGGACCCUCGAGUCUGUUAUCACUACCGCCCUAUCCCGACCCUCUACUCUGCUCAAACCUGGGCCUUUCGCUCGUAUGAUACCCAAGAAGCAGGUUGAUGCGACUUCGGCGGCAUUCAAACUCCAGACCGGUAUGGUCACUGAGGUUUGCGCACGCGCAGCUCUUGAAUUGCUCCAAACAGCGCGUACCUUCGGCCAACAACGUACGGAGCGCAUGUACCGAGUCUUGGUGGAGACCUUGCUCAUGCAAGGAGAGAUCAUCGUUGCGUCUCUACUCUUUGUGCUACUUCUCCAGGACUGGGAGCUCCGCAAGAUACAGGAAGGUGCUACGCAGGAGGCAACAAAGGACCGCAUCACCUACGACCACCUCGGCGUUGACCCUCCGCACCCUGCCAAGAUUCUCCAUGCCCCGUAUCCUGACCUGCAGAUCAUGGGCAGAAUUUUGGAGGUCGCUAGGAAGUCGCUCGCUGGAAUCAGCGACAAUGAGAAGGACUUGACUCGUAUUACUUCCUUGCAGAGCCUAGCCUUGUUCGCGAUGCUCCUGGAUACGGGUCAGCUGCACACUCAUCGCGUUGCAGUCGUUAUCCAUGCGCUGUACAACUGCCCCAAGACGAAUACUCGCGUCUGGAUCCUGCGAGAUGGAGAGCUGGUUCAAGUAGGGGCGUACCGAUACUUCCACGAUAUUCUCAAUCGACUCGUCCGCUCACUGUCCACCGACAAUCCACCGCGACCUCUGCCCACGAUGUCUAGGCGAAGUUACAAUGCGCUCCUCAUGUACUCAUUGCGACAUCGAUUAUCGCCGGCGAUGGGCUCCAUCGUCCUACAGCAUAUGUGCGUCGAGCGAAAGCCUCCGUUGCGCCCCGACAUCGUUACCUUCAAUAUCCUAUUGCGGUCGGGUACUUUAAUGCGGAAGUUGAGCCUCAGCGAAGGCGUCUUGGCGGCUCUACGUCUUGGGAAUCAGGAAUUGAAGCUCGAGAGUUCUUCCUUCAACAAAGUAGCUCCCGAUUCCGACGCUGGGCCCUCUCCUGUCAAUGCCACAGACAAGUCUUCCGACCCUAGCUCCGCAUCUGACCUGCCUCCCUCCGACUUCACUGCCGCAGUCGCUCAACUCAGCAAGGAGGAUGUAGUUGCACCCGAGGACAUCAUCAACCCUAUCGUAACCCUAGAGCCCAAUAACCACACCUUAACGAGUUUCAUUACUCAUCUCACGUCAACCGGCCGACCUGACGCUAUAGCCACUGUGCUCUUUGACAUCCUUCCUGAGCUCAACGUCAUCGACCAUCCCGCCACAAAUGACUCCGCCAACGUACACACAACCCUGAGCUACACGCGCGCCCUGAAGCAGGCCGUCGUUCGUGGUCCGUACCUCUAUGCGGCCCUGAUCAACGCCCUGGUCAAAGCGGGGGAGAUCGGGCUUGCGGAACGCGUAUUCAUUCUCGCGCAGCAGGCAGCGAUUGCCAGCAGCCUCAGGAACUUCGUCAAGGAGGUCAAGCCCUGGCGGCUCUCCGUCCAUGCCUUCACGUCCCUACUACAGGGCUAUGUUCGCCUCGCGCUUGGGCACCUCCCGAAGUACAAGCGCGACCAGUACUACGUCGGGACAAAGCUCCUCUCUAGGGACAUCCUCGGCUGGGAGCCUAAGGCGCGGCAUUACGACGCUGGCUACGCGCAGUUCGUGUACGAGAUGCGGGAGGAGAACCUUGCAGCGCUGAGGAAGCCCUCCUCGAAGCGCGAGACGAGUCGCCGCCACGCGAUGCUGCUGUACCGAUCGAUGAUGCUUGGGGCGCGGUCGCUCCUGACGGGGCUCAUCUCGCGCAAGGCGACGUGGCCGACGCACUACGACAGCUCGCGGGUCACGCAGGCUCGCGUGGGCAGGGCGUGGUGGUGGAAGACGAAGCCCGACGCGCGGUUCUUCAACGUUGCGCUCAAGCUCUUCAGUGCGGCGUCGCGAGCGGAGCGUAGCAAGCUCCUUCCCUCGCGGAUUUGGCACAAGCGGCUGCGGAAUGCGAAGCGGAGGUACGGGGAGACGGGCGAGAUGGCGGACGGCUGGACGCCGAUGCUGCACCACGUUGCGCGGGCCAUGGUCGCUCAUGGGUUCGAUGUCCCGGUGGCGUAUAGGCACCUGCUUGUUGGAAAGUGGAAGGGGUCAAUGAAGGCGAGGCGUAAGAGGCCAAUGGUGUUCCACCGGCCUGAAGACAAGAGGGUUGCCGGUGCGGAGGCGAUGGAGAAAACGGACCACGGUUGA
This is a messenger RNA of Dichomitus squalens LYAD-421 SS1, 2760 nucleotides long. RefSeq lists its product as uncharacterized. The coding region runs from base 1 to 2760 and encodes 919 amino acids. The transcript has 3 exons. The record is from RefSeq and is a predicted model, not a curated record. NCBI's taxonomy places the organism in Eukaryota, Fungi, Basidiomycota, Agaricomycetes, Polyporales, Polyporaceae.